UUCUCUGUGUACGACAUCACAGUUGUGUUGUGUAACGAGAGCAAAUUCGGACACAACACUGUUUCCGUGUUUGGAAACCUUUCGGCACAACGCCGUUGAACGCACCCCGGUUACUGUGUCGUUUCACCUCGAGAAAACUAGCAAAGAUAUAAAAGUCCUGGAAACACAGAAGCUGCUCUUGGACCCUGGAUCUCCCACAGAAACAGACGGACUCAAUACGAUUGAGACGACUUGUGUGUGGUGACAUGGAGCAUUAUCGUGCUGGAUGCAGUCGUUAUACAGUGAUGAAUUGUGGUCAUAAAGGGAUGCACUGAGCCAUCAGCCAUACUGACUGGAUAACCAUGUGAAUGGGACGUGUGUUCCUAAUAAAGUGUCCGCUGUUCUGGAUCAAGCUGAGAUUACAAGAAUGAUCAUGAUACAAGAGUUUGAGAGUGCAUCAUAGUCCGCGGCCAGAUGCCCUGAUAUUUCUCUGGAUUCAGCUCUGGUCACAUUAAGAUCACUGAUCAUGCCCUGAUCAAUAACCAUUACCUUCAUCUCUAUGUUCUGGUUCUGAUUGUUGCCAGUCAUCUUACUAAUCCUGAACUCAGACCUGGAACUGAAGUCCAUACCACACAUCCACCGAUUUAACUUUAACCCUAUCCUCCGUUCCACUGACCUUGGUGGUGGAAGCCAACACAGCGGCUCGGCUACAGCAAUGGUCGGCUGUCUACCGCGAGGUAGGAGCAUGUCUCAGAGGCUCAGCAUUUUACUUCUUCUCUUUGGCCUGGCCUGGUGCCUGCUGCUUCUGCACUACACCAUUACACAGCCACGGCACCAAAGCAGCGCUGAACUCCGCCAACAGAUCCUGGAACUGAGCCAGCGCUAUGUCAAAGCUCUCAGCACAGAGAACCAGGAGCUCUCACACCCAUAUAACCCCUCAAUGGCUGGAUACGCCGAUCUUAAAAGGACCAUUGCUGUGCUGUUAGAUGACAUCUUGAACCGUUUGGUGAAGCUGGAGAACAGAUUGGAUGCUACAAUGAACACAUCAGUGCACAGCCCUUCCCACAUAACAGGGACUGUCAUGCACAGACCCACUAAACAGAACGAAUCAGGCACAAACGCUCACAGCAAUCAGCCACAGCCUCUGACGUAAUCCAGGCAGCACCACUGACACUGGUCGCACCACUGACACCGAGACCCAUUAUAUGCUUUGUGUGUGUGAGAUUAAAUUUGCAUACACUGUACAGAUCCAAUGUAAUCAGAGAUGUUUUUGUUUGUUUUGUUUCUUUUUAAGAAAGCUUGCCAAAUUCCUUUGGUGUAUCUAUCUGGAGUGCUACUAAGCCCAAAAUGUUCUGAUCUCACGUCUUCUUUUUCUCACUCUUUUCAUGGGAAGCAAGUUGACACUGAUGCACAUUUCUGAACUGCAAUACACAGCCAUUCUAUAAGGAACCUGGUAAGCCAGCUCCUGGGACACUGAAACACAAUUCGUAUUUCACUCAACCCCAAACACAAUAAAUCUGAUCAAAUGUAUUAAAUGGCUAUUGUUUAAGUAAGUAACAGUUUGAUAUCAACAGUCAACAGAUUUGGGAAAGUCAUCAAAGUUUCUACAGCGAAUAGUCAUGAAGAGUCAUGUCUGGCAAAUUAAUUUGUAGUUAGAAUUUGGGAGUGAAAAAUGUCUUCUUCCAACAGCCCUGUUUUUUUAUUUUUUUUUUCAACAAAAACAGUUGAAUUUUAGUGCUUUCCUGCAUCAUAAUGCUGACACAAGAUUGGAUAAUUGCACGAAUCAGAAGGGGCAGCGUUAUUUCUAUUAUAGUGGCCAUUGAGUUUGUCUGUGAAGUAGAAUAAUAAGCACAUGCUAUUACAUAAACAGGAGGAUGUUUCCGGUCUGUCUGUGCACCUUGUUCACUUUAGUUAAUCCUAAUCACACACACUGCUAACCUUGAGCCACUCUGUAAGUGUAGCAUCAAAUAUUGAGCUUUAGGGUUCCCAGUGCUGAAGUGUUCCUCAUGCCACGUGGUUGUCCGCGUAAUAAAACAAGUGCCAUUCAUGAGUCAUU
Messenger RNA from Tachysurus fulvidraco (yellow catfish), 2035 nucleotides. It is a transcript of the gene ccdc126, whose product is annotated as coiled-coil domain containing 126. NCBI's taxonomy places the organism in Eukaryota, Metazoa, Chordata, Actinopteri, Siluriformes, Bagridae. The transcript is spliced from 4 exons. The coding region runs from base 695 to 1132 and encodes 145 amino acids. The record is from RefSeq and is a predicted model, not a curated record.